AUGAUAGGCUGCUGAAUUAAUAUACAAAUUCAAAAAGAAACAGCUGACGCAUUGUGAAGAAUUGGAUUUUUUAAAUUAUAUAUUUUCGCUUUCUUUUUGUACAAGUUAAUCUCAUUAUAACCACAUAACCAAACACACAAAAUGGAUGAAGGCGACGACUACGUUCCACAAAUGUCCCAAAUGGCAGAUUACACAAUGAUGGGCGGCCCGCCACCACAACAAUCUCAACAAUCUCAGCAGGGCGUUCCUCAACGGUAUCCAGGUCAACCGAUGAAUCCAUAUGAACAACAACAACAGCAUCAUCAAAUGAUGAUGAUGCAGCAACAACAUCAAAUGCAGCACAUGGCUCCACCACCACAACAAGUACCACCACAGCCAGCUCAGCCACCACCUGCAAAAAAGGCACGUGGAAAAUCAAAAAAGGCUCAGGCAGAAGCGGCGGCGGCUGCAGCGGCGGCAGCAGCUGCACAGAUGGAUCCGAUGGCGUCGAUGGCGGCAAUGUCGAAUAAUCCAAUGAUGAGACAGGGUGGAUAUCCGAACCAAAUGGCGAUGUACGGCGGCGUUCCACCACCACACUAUCCAUCAUCCAAUGGUCCAUCACAACAAGGGUACCGGCCAGGACCCGUAACAAAUGGACCACCACCGCAAGGACAAUAUCCACCACCGCCACAAGCACCUCAGAACUAUCAACAAAUGUACCAUCAACAACGAGCUCAACAACAACAAGCCGGCCAACAACAAGCCCAAGGGCCACCCGGAUAUGGUCCAUAUGGUUAUGCACCACAGGCAUCCACUGGAUAUCCACCACCACCCUCCCAACAAUCACCGUAUGCUCCACAAGCGGGACCUCCUCCACAGAUGAGGCAUCAAUAUCCACCACACAGUCAACAACAGGCACCACCAGGAUAUUGGGAUGGUUAUCAGGGUUACGGUGGACCACCACCUUCACAACAGCAGCAACAGCAAGGAGGUGGACCUGUGACGGCGCCUCAAUCAAUGCAAAUGGCACAACAGGAACAAUGGGGAAGAGUUGGAACCAAUGAUUUGAUGAACGUCAUUGCUCAAGUGGAAAAAUCAUCUGCAGAAUGCAAGGCACGAAUUCAACAACUCUACAAUAUGCAACGAAGUGCGUCGGCUGACGCAGAAGUUCAACAGCUGCAACAUAAACUUGCUCAGUUCCAAAGUGAUCAUUAUCGGUACAGCCAACAGCUUCAACACGUGCAGUGGCAACAGCAGCAACAACAACAACAAGCUGCUGCUGCUGCAGCGGCGGCCGCAGCAGCUGCAUCUGCUGGCGGACAUCAUCAAGGACCACCACCACCAACGUCUUCCCAAUCGAAUCAAAUUCCAUCGAAUCCGAACUCAGUGCCAGUUCAUGUGAAUCAACCUGGAAGUCAAGUUCAUAUAACCGCUGAUAAGACGAGGACACUGAUAUCUGUCUACCACGAUGGUUACGGAGGUGCGGGAUCUGGAGCCAGCUCCACUGAAAGCAAGGAAUCUAUUGUGCCGCCUGAGCCAACUCCGUCUAUGCAAGAAUCACCGGUUCCAAAUGCUCCACAGGUUAAGAUGGAACCAGAGAAACCAUCGCCGUAUCAGCAACAGUAUAAUGGAAUGGAGAAUGGUUCUGGAAAUCCGUAUGCUCAGCAACAACAGCAGCAUCCGAUGUAUGCACAGUAUCAACAGCAGCAGCAGCAGCAUGCUCAACAUCAGCAGAACAUGUCUGGAUAUCCUCAACAGCAGCAACAACCUCAACAUCCUCACCAGCAUCAACAGCCUGCUUCGGUCCCAAUGCAACAUCAUCCUCAGCAACAUCCAUCCCAACAUCAAACCCAACCCAACCAACAACAGCAGCAGCACCCAUCCGGAUACGGUAUCGGUGUUAGUACGGCGCCGGCUUCAAUGGAACCAUCACAAUCAGUGGAUCAAUCAGCACCACCGAGUCAAGCCCAAAUUCCGGCAACUUCUACUCCAUCGACAUCAUCUCAACAGCAGAACGCCUACCCGGAGUUUCCUGAUUUUCCAUCGUCGUCAGGAUAUCAAGAGCCUACUGUUGCUCCUGAAGCCAUACCAUCUCCAUCUGUAUCUGAUCCGAUAAUGCCACAGUCUUCUCAAAACGAUCAAGAACUUCAGGCAAUUAGUGAUCAACAGGAAAUUCUAGAGGACGUUCCGAAAGAAGAACCAAUAAUAGAAGAGGAUGAACCAAAGUAUGAGUAUUCUCAAGAAACGAUUCCAGUUGAAGAACUGAAAGAUGAAGUGGAAUUUAAAGAGGAUCAACAAUCAACUUCGAAUCUAUUAGAAGAUGAUACAGGAAUUGAUAAUUUUGUAAAGAAUGAAGAAGGUGCUGAAGCGGGUUAUAGUAAUGGAACUCCUUUGGAUCAAGUUGAGCAGAAUGAUUACGAAAACAUUGAGAAAGAAGAGCCACAAGUGUCAGUAGAUCCCGAGCCCGUGGAAGUUGAAGCUCAACAAGAACCAGCAGAUACUGAGGAAUAUCCUAUCCCAUCUGUUGGAACAAUUGAAGAGCCCGCCGAAGAGCCCGCUGAAGAGCCCGUCGAAGAGCCGGAGCCAAUGGAUGAUAGUUCACCAGUUGACCAAUCUACUCCAGUGAAAGCUGACGAUAUUGAGAACUUUGCAGGAGUUGAAGAGACUUUUGGCGAAGAAGAAGAAGUUCAGGAUGAAGACGAUGAUGAAGCAUCCUCUGCAAAAUCAUCAAAAGACGACAUCAAGGAAGAAGAAGAUGAUGACACAUCAACGAUCACAAAAGAUAUGAGUGAAGCUCCAAGUGAGACGAAUGACGGAUUCACCGAACCUUCAACUCCAGCUACUCCGUUGAUGGGCGCAACAUCAUCAAAGAAAAAGUCAUAUCGAAGGCCUGCUGUAGUAGUUGCAAAGUCACGAAAGAAGAAGAGUGUUGACGAUUCUGAUGAUGAUGAUUUCUAUCCACAACGUGGACGAGGAAAGAAGAAGGGUGGAGGUGGUAAAAAGAAGGCUGAUCCCACUGAUGAAGCAGGUGUAGAAGGAGCAAAAAGUGAUGAUGAAGAUGACGAGUUUCUCAUGAAAAUCGAUACUCCAGCUCCGGAUCCAAAUGCAAUGGUCGUCGAGAAGAUUUUGAAUAUGAGAAUGGGUAAAGUGGAGAAGAAGGUGCCAGAAACAGAGGUUGCAGAAGGAUCAGAAGAGAACGGUGAGGAAAAAUCUGAAGAGAAAGUCAAAAAAGAGCCAAAGGAAAAUGGAGAAAAUGGAGAAAGCGUUGGAAACGGAGAAUCUUCAAAAUCAAAGACUGAAUCUGAAACCAACGAGAUUGAAGAGGAAGAAGUUGAGCAAUUUCUUAUUAAAUGGAAAGGACGAUCAUAUGUUCAUUGUGAAUGGAAAACUGCCGCAGAACUUUUGGAAAUUGAUAAGCGAGUUGAAGCGAAAAUCAAAAGAUUCAAAGUGAAAAAGAUGUCGUCGUAUAUUGAAGAUGAUGAGGAUUUUAAUUCGGAUUUCGUGAUUGUUGACCGAGUUGUUGAUCUCAUUACUGAAGACGAUGGACAAGAAUUUGUGCUUAUUAAAUGGAAAAGUUUGGGUUACGAAGAGGUGACAUGGGAGCCAAUUGAGAUGAUUCCGGCGGAUAAAGUUGAGCUGUGGAGGGAGCGUCAAGUUAUUGAUCCUGCUAAGAUUCGUGAGAAACAACGUCCCGAGCCUGAAGAGUGGAAGAAGAUGAGCACGUCGAAAGUGUGGAAAAAUGGAAAUUCGUUGAGAGAAUAUCAAUUUGAAGGUGUCGAUUGGCUGCUUUAUUGCUAUUACAAUGCCCAAAAUUGCAUUCUCGCCGACGAAAUGGGUCUCGGAAAGACUGUUCAAACCAUCACUUUCCUGUCACGAAUUUAUGAUUAUGGAAUUCAUGGACCUUUCCUGGUUGUUGUUCCACUUUCAACCAUUCAAAAUUGGGUUCGAGAAUUCGAAACUUGGACUGAUAUGAACGCGAUCGUUUAUCACGGAAGUGCAUAUGCAAGAGAAGUUCUUCAGCAAUAUGAAGUAUUCUAUGACAAGAGACAUUGUGGAGCUAAGAAUUGGAAGAAGAACUUUGUGAAGAUUGAUGCAUUGAUUACAACAUUUGAGACUGUUGUUUCUGAUGUUGAAUUCUUGAAGAAAAUUCCAUGGAGAGUAUGUGUAAUUGAUGAGGCUCAUCGUUUGAAGAACCGAAAUUGCAAGCUUCUUGUCAACGGUCUUUUAGCAUUCCGAAUGGAGCAUCGUGUUCUUUUAACAGGAACUCCACUUCAAAAUAACAUUGAUGAACUGUUCUCUUUGUUGAAUUUCCUGCAUCCACAACAAUUUGAUAAUUCUGCAACGUUCCUUGAACAAUUUGGAUCGUGUCAAACUGAUGAUCAAGUUCAGAAGCUUCAAGAGAUUCUGAAACCAAUGAUGUUGAGAAGAUUGAAGGAAGAUGUUGAGAAAUCACUGGGACCAAAAGAGGAAACGAUUAUUGAAGUUCAACUCUCAGAUAUGCAAAAGAAGUUUUAUCGUGCUAUUCUCGAGAGGAAUUUCAGUCAUUUGUGCAAAGGAACUAGUGCUCCUUCUCUAAUGAAUGUUAUGAUGGAGCUCAGAAAAUGCUGUAAUCACCCAUUCCUUAUCAACGGAGCCGAAGAAGCUAUUAUGAACGAUUUCCGGCUUGCUCAUCCAGAUUGGGACGAAGAGACGUUGGCUCACAAGGCUCUUAUUCAAGCAUCGGGAAAAGUUGUGCUCAUUGAGAAGUUGCUGCCAAAGUUGCGAAAGGAUGGUCAUAAAGUGUUGAUUUUCUCUCAAAUGGUCAAAGUUUUGGAUUUAUUGGAGGAAUUUUUGAUCAGCAUGUCUUACCCAUUCGAAAGAAUUGAUGGAAAUGUUCGUGGUGACUUGAGACAAGCUGCUAUCGAUCGUUUCAGUAAAGAAAAUUCUGAUCGUUUUGUGUUCCUCCUGUGCACCCGUGCCGGUGGUCUCGGAAUCAAUCUAACUGCAGCUGACACUGUCAUCAUCUUCGACUCUGACUGGAAUCCUCAGAACGAUCUUCAAGCACAAGCUCGUUGCCAUCGUAUCGGACAGAAGAAACUUGUCAAAGUGUACAGGCUGAUCACUUCCAAUACGUAUGAAAGGGAGAUGUUUGAUAAGGCUUCGUUGAAGUUAGGUCUUGAUAAAGCUGUACUUCAAUCAACAACUGCACUGAAAGCUGAGGGAACUGCGUUGAGCAAAAAAGACGUUGAAGAGCUCUUGAAGAAGGGAGCAUACGGAUCCAUUAUGGAUGAGGAGAAUGAAUCUUCGAAGUUCAAUGAGGAAGAUAUCGAGACUAUUUUGCAACGAAGAACCCAGACAAUCACGUUGGAAGCUGGUCAAAAAGGAUCCCUAUUCGCGAAGGCUACUUUCAAUUCGAGUCAUAAUAAGGGUGAUGACAUAGACAUAGAUGAUCCUGAAUUCUGGACGAAAUGGGCUGAAAAGGCGCAAGUUGAUGUGGAAAAGGCAACUGCAACACCUGAUGGACGUGAACUCAUCAUUGAAGAACCAAGAAAACGUACUAAACGAUUCGAGGAGAACAAGGACGAAGGAGAUUCUGAUGGAAGUGAAGAAUCUGGAAAUCGGAAACGUGGUGCUGCUGAGAAACGGAAGAGACGAAGAGGAAAUGAUGAAGAUGGAGACUAUUCGGGAAGUUAUCGUCCUGAUGAGUUGGCGACAAGUAAGGCUGAAUAUUUCAAAGUUGAGAAGGUCCUCGCACAGUAUGGAUGGGGAAGAUGGGCAGAGAUUAAGAAAUAUGGAGAACUUGAGAUUUCUGAACAAGAUAUUGAGCAUAUGUCGAGAACUUUGCUGCUUCAUUGUAUUCGAGAGUUUCGAGGAGACGAUCGAAUUCGUCAAUUUGUCUUCAACUUGAUCAGACCUCAAGGUAUUCAAGAAAAUCAGAAGCUCGGUGCUGGAUCGAUGUAUAAUCAAGGAUGGGCUGGACUUCCAGAGUUUAAUCCACCGAGUUUUGCUCUGGAUUCAGCAUUCCAACGACACGUGCACAGACAUGCGAAUAAACUGAUGGUCAAGAUUGAUAUGCUGAAACAUCUCGAGAUUCAUUUGAUUGGUGAUGAACGGGCUUUGGUGGAAGAUUUCAAUGUUAAAUGGACUGAUAUCAAGUUACCUGAAAUGCCGACUAUCUCAGAGACUUUCAUUGAAGGAUGGGAUUCUGACUGUGAUAAGUGCUUCUUAAUUGGAUGCUGGAGACAUGGAUUGGAUAAUUUCGAUGCAAUUCGUGUUGAUGAGAAUUUGUGCUUCGCAGAGAAGAAUCUUGCCGUUUGGCCAGGUCAGACAGAUUUCUGGCUUCGUUUCCGACGACUUCUGACCUCAAGUCAAAAGAGUGUUCAUGAUCCAGUUUACAAUAAGUUGAACUGGACGAAACGAGAGGAACAGGAAUUUAUUCGAGUUGUUCGAUCAUAUGGUGUGAAGACGAACAUCGGUGAAGGUGGAAAUGAAGAUUGGACGAUUUUCAAGACAUUGUCACCGAUUCUUGAGAAGAAAACUGAUGAAGAUUGUCACGAGCAAUUGAUGUGUGUCUUGGCAAUGUGCCAACGAGCUCAGGGAUCCAAUGAUCUGAAGCCGAUUGAUUUGAAGCGUGCAAUGUCAAUUGAUCCGAUGCCAACGAGGAAAGCUAUCAAGAUGAUGAAUCGAAUCUCGUUGAUGCGGAAGGUUCAUACGAUGGUUCAGACGUUGUCAGAGUUGAAUCUUGAAUUGUGUGAAACGACUGGAAUGCCAAGCGGAUGGUGUAUGCAGCAUGACAAGGAGCUCAUGGAGAUUUGUGAUCAGUGUGGAUUGGAUCAGUUGGCAGCUAAUGUGCUCAAUAAGCCUGCUUUCACCAAGAUCGUACGUCCAUCAGAAACUACACUUCUUCGACGUCUUCUUGAAAUCGUUGCAACAAUCGAGUCUGGCAAAUGGUGUGGAGUUGCUGACGUGGAAACUGUGAAUGAUAGCGAUUCUGAAGAUAAGAAGGAUAUGGCAGCUGUUGCAGCAGCUCAAGCUCAAUUCCUUCGACUCCAACAACAACAACAGCAACAACAGCAGGCGGCUGCAGUUGCUGCGAGCUCUUCUGCAUCCAGGAAGGCGAGUCGGAAACGACCGAAUAACGAUAAUGAUGCUAAGAUGAGAGCUAUGCAACAAAUGUUGAUGGGUCAAGGUGGAAGUGGAGCAGCGGAGUAUGCUAGCAUGAUUGCUCUGAUGCUGAUGCCUCAAAUGAUGGCUGCCAGUGGAGGGCAGAAUAUGACAGCUGCACAACAACAAGCAUUGAAUCAGAUGCUCACUAUGCUCAUUGCCGGUGCAGUUCAACAACAACAACAGGCUCAGCCGAGCACUUCCAAAGGAGCUUCCAGUAGUCAGUCUUCUGCGCAGGCCAAUCAAGCUGCACAGGCGCAAGCCGCUGCAGUUGCUCUUGCACAAGUCGCUGCAGCUGCUUCUGCAUCAACUUCAUCGGCUGAUGCUCAAGCUGUUGCUCAGCAGCAACAAGUCCUUGAAGCUCUUCUUGCAAUGAGUAUGAACCCUGCAGCACUUGCAGCAUUGACAGGAACAUCGUCUUCCACUGGAACAUCAACUCCAUCCGCUCCAAAGAAGUCGAAACCAGCUCCUCAGAAGGAAUCGACAUCUUCAGCGACAGCGGCAGCUGCUGCAGCUUCUGCACAAGCGGCAGCGCUUGCUGCUGCUCAACAGCAACAACAACAAGCUCAACAGGCUCAGCAAGCAGCUCAGCAGGCUCAAUCUGCGAAGACUCAGGAAGAAUUGCUGAUUCUUCGGCUUCUUGAACUUGCUGGAGUUGGUAUGCAAGAGUUGGCGAAGCUCAAUACAAUGUCAAAGGAUGCACGAGUUCCAAUGAUUCACAAGCAAACAAGAGAAAGUCUUCCAGUAUCGAAACGUCCACCAAUCAGAGAUCUUACCGUAUUCGUCAUGUCGAAUCCAGAAUGGUCUAUCGAUAUUCCGUUGUUCAAUGAAAUGAGUGGAAAUGGAACUGGAUCAGGAGCAGCACCAUCAUCAAAGGCUGCAAGUUCCCGUCCAACACCAGCAGCGACUCCGUUAGCUGUGGCAACUCCCAAACCAUCAACUCCAAAAGUUGAGAAGUCAUCUGCAACACCAUCAGCCCCUGAAACACCAUCCGCAUCAGCCACGUGUAAUAUUAAAAUUGGAGAAUCUCUACAAUUUGAUGACAUGAUCUCAGUAUUCAAUCGUAAGACUGGAGAACUUCUCGCUGCUUCGAAAUGGCCUAAAGCAACUGAACUAUCAGCUUGGCUUGAUGCCAAUCCAGACUACAACGUACACGCGAACAGUGCUCUAUUUGCUCAUUUGUCACUUGGAGGUGCACACAGUGAUCGUAUCGGAGAUGCUACUCCCGCCGUUACUGCGUCUGUACCAUCAACACCUACUCCGUCAACUUCGGCGUCAGCUGCAAAUGCUCAACUUAUGGCUUUGGCUCUUGCACAGCAGGUUCAACAAGCUCAGCAAACACCGUCAACGCCAACUUCCAGCAAAUCUAGAAGUGCAACCGCCGCAGCUCAAGCAGCAGCAGCCCAAGCAGCCGCUUCUCAACAAGAUGCGAUCACAAAGCAACAAUUGGAAAUGCUCCAAAUGCAAAUGAUGCUCCAACAAUAUCAACAAGCUGCUGCACUACAAUCAAUGUUGUACGGGGGUUACGGUAUGCCAACAACUUCAACUGCUGCAUCUUCUUCAUCAACUGCCAACGUGGCAUCAAUGGCUGCGAUGGCAGCGGCUGCUCAAGCGGCGAGCACUCCAACGACGUCGAAACAGGCUUCCGCUUCAACAUCCACUCCAUCCACGUCAGCUGUAGCAUCAGCUCAAACUCCAUCAACCUCAGUACCAUCAACGUCAUCUCAAGCUGCCGCGGCUGCAGCAUCCUCUGCAAAUUCGGGAGAAGACAUUAACCCACUGCUGUUGACUGCAUUGAUGCAAAAUCCGGCGAUUCUUCAAUCGAUGAUGCUUUCGGAUCCGAGCAUUCUAGCGGCGUUAGCUGCUGCUCAGCAGCAACAACAACAACAGCAGCCGUCAGCGAAGAAGUCCAAACAUCCUUGAUUCCUUACUAGAAAUGUUUAAGGUUUUAUCUCUAAUUUGUGUUUCUUUUAUUAUUGCUCAAUUGCAUCAUAUUGAUCCAAUUUAUUUAUUUUUUUUGUUUCAUCAUUUUCACUGAAUCAUCCGGUUUACAGUCCUUAUUUUCCAAAACUUCCAUGUUCAUCCGCACACAUUUUUCUCAUGUAAUGGGUAAUCUACCUGGCCGGGAUUUCACAUUACAAAUCGAAAAAACAAACUGGUGCAAAUCUUUCCCUCUCAGAAAAUUAUCUCUCUAUCUCUUUUUUCAUUUUUCUCUCUCUUUCCAAUCGGGCAACUUUAUUUUUAGACAAGAUGUGAGAUUUUAUGUAUUUUUUGAUUCAACCUACUCUCUCACACCGAAACUCUCCUUCUAUCCAUUCUUGUUUUAUUAAUGUGAUCUCUGGAAUAUACCUAUUAUCUUCAACUCUUCCCCCAUACACAGCCCCCCUUUGACAAUCGAAUAAUUAUUUUAAACAAAUACCAAAAAAGCGAUUGCAAUAAAAAAAAUUAAUUCAAA
Messenger RNA from Caenorhabditis elegans, 9577 nucleotides. It is a transcript of the gene chd-7, whose product is annotated as Chromodomain and Helicase Domain protein. Gene Ontology annotation, molecular function: nucleotide binding; hydrolase activity; ATP binding. The transcript has 10 exons. The record is from RefSeq and is marked reviewed. Gene Ontology annotation, cellular component: nucleus. The coding region runs from base 142 to 9045 and encodes 2967 amino acids. NCBI's taxonomy places the organism in Eukaryota, Metazoa, Nematoda, Chromadorea, Rhabditida, Rhabditidae.